Messenger RNA from Striga asiatica, 339 nucleotides. The record is from the annotation of a GenBank genome assembly. Lineage: Eukaryota; Viridiplantae; Streptophyta; Magnoliopsida; Lamiales; Orobanchaceae.
AUGAAUUCGAGCUAUGGAUCCGUGGGCCCCACCAUUUGGCGCCCUAAAAAUUUCACCUUUCCAAUGUAUUCUUUGACGGAUAUUUUCCCGAAUUUCUUGCAUGCAUCUGGUGGUGGCCCCCAACAGGAGGAGACGACGACCAUGGUCGGGGAACUCCUCUUCUGCAUCUACAUCGACAUCUGCAUCGCCUUCUUCAUCUUCCUCAUAAGCCCAACAAGCCGUCCUGGACCCAUCAGCGUGCAGUCCCGAUCCAAUCGACCGGGCAGGGAUCCUUAUCUGAGCCGACAUCUAUGGUGUGGGAUAUUUUCGGGAAAAGCUGGAACUCCUCGCGAAUCCUAA